This is a messenger RNA of Pan troglodytes (chimpanzee), 2259 nucleotides long. It is a transcript of the gene TAS2R9, whose product is annotated as taste 2 receptor member 9. Gene Ontology annotation, biological process: sensory perception of taste; G protein-coupled receptor signaling pathway; detection of chemical stimulus involved in sensory perception of bitter taste. The coding region runs from base 1315 to 2253 and encodes 312 amino acids. The record is from RefSeq and is a predicted model, not a curated record. NCBI's taxonomy places the organism in Eukaryota, Metazoa, Chordata, Mammalia, Primates, Hominidae. Gene Ontology annotation, cellular component: membrane. The transcript has a single exon. Gene Ontology annotation, molecular function: G protein-coupled receptor activity; bitter taste receptor activity.
UAUCUCAUUAAAUACUUCGUAUUGUUGUGUUUGUUUGAUAAGCAAUAUUUAAUAUUGCCUUAAAAUUUAAUAUUAGUUUCAAAAUAAAAUUUCUGGGAACUGUGUAUUGCUGUGUGCCUUUUUCUAUUAUUUCAAAUAUGUUCUACUAUGCCCAAUGACAUGUUUCAAUAUGUCCCAAUGAAACAGUGUGUUUCCAAUGUGUGUAUAAUUAGCAUACUAAUAUUUAUAAUACACCUGCUGCCAAAAAAUAGAGCUAAGAAAAUUCAGAGCAUGUAUUCUUAUUACUCAGUUCAGACUGAAGAGUCUUGUAUAUCUAACAGGCUUUUUAGUUCCAAAAAUAUCACUUUCUUGCUCUUUGUCCUCCUCACUGUUCAGGCUGAUCUGUUUCCAUUCUAAAGAUAAGUGACCAGUAUUUUGACUAUUUUUUCUAUGUAUGGAAGCUACACUCAGGUACAAAGCAAGAACACUCUAAGAAACCCUAACAUCUAAACCAGAAUUUUCUGUGUCCCAUUUGCUGACAACACUACAAUGUCAUGUUUAUUUCCCUCAUUGUAUCUUCAGUUGAGAAGACAAACACUGCAGAGCUUUUUGCGGAUAUUGGGAAUUACCUAAAUAAUGUAUUUCUCAAUGCCCUAGUGAAUGGAGUGUCCUUUUGGCCCUCUUAAGUCAUAUAAUGGGGAGAAGGUGAAGUUCGCAUAUGAUAAAUUCACCUUAAUACUCCUAUCUUCCUACACCUUUAGAUUCUUUCCUGUACAUUCCACCAGUUAUGCCAUUUAAGCCUCAUUUAAUGUUAAUAAUAAUUUGUUUAAAGCUUUAGUCAACCAAGCAAGCAAAUUGGCCACACAAGCUAACACAUCAAACCUAGAAUCUGUAAUAGCAAUAACUAUGUCAAUAUACUAACAAGGAUGGAUAGUCAUCCAGCAAAUUAAAUUCUAGCCAUAUUUUCCAAGUAAUUGAUACCUUCUUGAAGUUCCUGGUCAACAGCUCAGAUUGAUAAAUCCAAAAUAUACAGAGCUUAAAAUAAGAAAGAUUGUGCAAAUUUAAGAAAUCAGAUCCAUUCCCAUUUGCAUCCUAGAGGCUUUCAGUCAUCACUGCACCAAAGGAAAUUACUGGCCCCAAUCAUUGAAGUCUUUAGGCAGCUCUAGCCCAGAGCAGGACUGGCUAUCUUCUCCAUCUGCAUCACAGCUAACAAAAAGGAGAGAUAAAGACAACUAUAUCAUGGUCUAAGAGGCAGACAGAUACAUUGUUCUUCACUGGUCAGCUGAAAGUCAAUUCAUCAUCAGUGAUAUUCAAAAAUCACAAGUCUCUGCUGGCAUGCCAAGUGCAAUAGAGGCAAUAUAUAUUAUUUUAAUUGCUGGUGAAUUGACCAUAGGGAUUUGGGGAAAUGGAUUCAUUGUACUAGUUAACUGCAUUGACUGGCUCAAAAGAAGAGAUAUUUCCUUGAUUGACAUCAUCCUGAUCAGCUUGGCCAUCUCCAGAAUCUGUCUGCUGUGUGUAAUAUCAUUAGAUGGCUUCUUUAUGCUGCUCUUUCCAGGUACAUAUGGCAAUAGCGUGCUAGUAAGCAUUGUGAAUGUUGUCUGGACAUUUGCCAAUAAUUCAAGUCUCUGGUUUACUUCUUGCCUCAGUAUCUUCUAUUUACUCAAGAUAGCCAAUAUAUCGCACCCAUUUUUCUUCUGGCUGAAGCUAAAGAUCAACAAGGUCAUGCUUGCGAUUCUUCUGGGGUCCUUUCUUAUCUCCUUAAUUAUUAGUGUUCCAAAGAAUGAUGAUAUGUGGUAUCACCUUUUCAAAGUCAGUCAUGAAGAAAACAUUACUUGGGAAUUCAAAGUGAGUAAAAUUCCAGGUACUUUCAAACAGUUAACCCUGAACCUGGGGGGGAGGGUUCCCUUUAUCCUUUGCCUGAUCUCAUUUUUCUUGUUACUUUUCUCCCUAGUUAGACACACCAAGCAGAUUCAACUGCAUGCUACAGGGUUCAGAGACCCCAGUACAGAGGCCCACAUGAGGGCCAUAAAGGCAGUGAUCAUCUUUCUGCUCCUCCUCAUCGUGUACUACCCAGUCUUUCUUGUUAUGACCUCUAGCGCUCUGAUUCCUCAGGGAAAAUUAGUGUUGAUGAUUGGUGACAUAGUAACUGUCAUUUUCCCAUCAAGCCAUUCAUUCAUUCUAAUCAUGGGAAACAGCAAGUUGAGGGAAGCUUUUCUGAAGAUGUUAAGAUUUGUGAAGGGUUUCCUUAGAAGAAGAAAGCCUUUUGUUCCAUAGAGACCC